UUUUGCACAGUGGAAGUGUCUGUGUCCUGACUCGGUGCUACAUUCUAGUCAUGAGAUUUCUGUAGGACGCGAGCACCUCUUCCCUCCCUCUCCUCUGGUCCUACACAUGGAGGCAAGCUGUGUGAGCCAGCAGCAUGGGCUCAAGACUCAAGCAAAAUCCUGAGCGGACUUUUUACUGGUUCUUUGAAGCUACUUGCCCAGUGGCCAGAGACAGAGAUCCAGGUGUGCAGUUUAUGUUCCCAGAAGACUUCACAGAUGAGGAGUCUUGCCAAACAUUACCACGGUUUUGUUUCCCGUACGAUAUACAAAGAGCCCGGGAUGGUGUGGCAGUCCAGCACUUCACCUUCGCGCUCACGGACCUCGAAGGGUGUCAGCGCUUUGGAUUUUGUCGACUUGCAAACACCUCACAGACCUGCCUCUGCAUACUCAGUUAUCUUCCCUGGUUUGAAGUCUUUUACAAACUCCUUAACAACCUGUCAGAUUACUUCUCCAAAGGACAAAUCAACGAGGCGAGGGCUCUGCUGGGUGAGCUCUACAAGCAGCCUGUCUCACUGGUGCCUGGAUCAGUCACUCUCAGCAUGGUGUUGGUCAGUGAGGUGUCCCACAGUGUGGGGCACCCAGAGGCUCCUGAGGGGGUUCCUUACUUCAUUGCUCCAGACCCCAGAAGUCUUCCCUCUAUACCUGAGAGCAGGAACUUGACUGAGCUCAUUGUAGCUGUUGAUGUUGGGAAUCUUCUGCAGCUCUAUGCCAACAUGCUGUUUGAGAGACGUAUCCUGAUCUUUGCCAGCAAACUCAGCACACUGACAUCUUGCGUACAUGCUUUGAGCGCUGUGCUCUAUCCUAUGUACUGGCAACAUAUCUUCAUCCCUGUUCUUCCCCCACACUUGCUGGAUUACUGCUGUGCCCCAAUGCCAUACCUUAUAGGGGUCCAUACCAGUCUGUCAGAGAAAGUGAAGGGUCGUGGCUUGGAAGAAGUCGUUAUUCUGAAUGUGGAUACAAACACAUUGGAAACUCCCUUUGAUGACUUUAAGAGGAUACCCCAUGAUGUGAUGUCCCAGCUGAAGACGACUCUGAAGAGGCAGGCUGUGUCUCCGGGUUGUGGGGUCUCCAGGGCCUUUUUAAGGGCUCAGGCGCUGCUGUUUGGAGGAUACAGAGAGGCACUAUGCACACAGGAUGGUGAAUUGACUUUUAACAAAGAGCUUUUUCUGGAUCACAAGUCCAACAAUAUGAGGCAGUUCCUUCAAGGUGCAGCACAUUUGCAGUUCUUCAAACAGUUCAUUGACAGCCGCUUGGAAAUUCUAAACAAAGGGCAGGAGCCUGAUGACCUUUUUGAGGAAGAGAUUGAAAACUGUGAAGCAUCUCCAGGGAAAUCCAGGUCUUAUCAGCAGUUAGUUGGAAAUAUAAGGAAGGGAGGGGGAGCACUGAUUCUCAAUGUGAAGUCAAACAUGAAGGCCAAAGGUCUCACCAGAUCUGGACUGAAAAAUUUGUUGAUCCAUAAGAGCCACAGUGAAGUGGCCAGUCUGCAGAGGGGAGGAUCUGUGUCCCACCGCCGCACCCCGUCUGAUGGCCCUCAGGCCCGACUGGCAGCCACUCAACAUUUUGGAAAAUCACGUCCAAAUCGACCCAUUCACAAGUAUAGGGUUCUUAGAGAUGAAGAAAACAUAGACGAUACCCAUGGAACUUGGGAAAGGGUUGAGUUAAAACAUGACGACGAAGAAGAGGAGGACGAACUGCUGUGCGACCCAGAGGAGAUGGACCUUCUUGGGGAGAUCUUUGACACUCUCAGCUCCAGGACCUGCCAUGAACGUGGGAUGCUCUACGGCACCCGCAGCCUUGACCUGUUUGGGCCUGACAGCCAUGAUUUCAUCACUAAGCGCAGCCUUGUCAACCCAAGCCAGGAGAGCCUUUGCAUUAGUGUCACUGGCAGUCUGCACAGCUGGCACCUGGAGACCGCAGAGGAGCUGUCAGACUUUACGCAGGAAAGUGAUCAAUUCAAUCUGGAAAAAUCUAAAAUGGAGGAGGAAGAGGAGGAGACAUCAACGAGUGCACAUGAGGACCUUCACAACAGCCUACAAGACGAGGCAAAACAAGUAGAUAACAACAACGAUGACAAUUUAGCUCAGAAAAUGAAGGUAAAUGGAGCAGAUGUUGACAAAGAUUGUGAGGCAAAAAAAUAUGAAAAUAUGCAUGUGGCAGAAAAAGACUUGAGCGACGGCAAAGAACAACUGAUACAAACUAAAGAAAACCAAACUAUUGAAAAUGAUCAGGAGUUUGAACAAAACCAGAAAACUGACAAAUGUGUGGACCACCAAGAGUCCAGCCUGUCCCAUGAAGGUGUCAUUGAGGGCCCCAAACAAAUCGAACCAAAAACCCACCCGAUCCAGACUACCCCCCCUCCACCCAAAGUGCUCUCUGCAGCAGCCAGGUUCCAGUGUCACUCCCGUGUCCAAGGACCGGAUUUAAAGUCUAGGAUGAAAACUUUAGUAGAAACUGGUGGACAUUUACCUUGGAGGGAAAGUCAGUCAGACACAGAGGAGGAAAAGGAUCUGCCACCCGUUAGGGUGUCUGAACUUAAGAAAAGGUUUGAAACUUAAUGACAUUUGUUUAGAAGAUUUUUUUUCAGCCCAGCUCAGCUUUAUUGGACAGGACAGAUUUUAAGUGUGAAACGGGGGUGAAGAGUUGGGAA
Periophthalmus magnuspinnatus is the source of this 2686-nucleotide messenger RNA. RefSeq names its product DENN domain containing 1C (gene dennd1c). Gene Ontology annotation, molecular function: guanyl-nucleotide exchange factor activity; phosphatidylinositol phosphate binding. Gene Ontology annotation, cellular component: intracellular membrane-bounded organelle; cytosol. Gene Ontology annotation, biological process: endocytic recycling; endocytosis. The transcript has 23 exons. Bases 135 to 2594 code for a protein of 819 amino acids. The record is from RefSeq and is a predicted model, not a curated record. NCBI's taxonomy places the organism in Eukaryota, Metazoa, Chordata, Actinopteri, Gobiiformes, Gobiidae.